AUAGAACAUUUGCGAGUAUAAAAGCAACAAAAAGACAUUUUGUAGUAAAUUUCUAGCGUGUAAAAGUGCAAUUGCAUACAUAUAUAUCUGAAAGAAUAGAAACGAAGUGCAUUGUGUUUCGUCAUUGGAAAAGUAAAGUGAAACGAAGUCAUUGGAAACUUCUAGAAGGCACUCCACGCAACUACAACAGCAACACCAACAAUAAUACCAAAGUUAAGUGACUUCGCCGCAGUGAAGUGCCUUUUGCAGUUAGAUCAAUAAUUUUCUACUCUAUAAUUCAAACUCGAUUUGCAUAAAUCAAACCCAACAAUCGAGAUGGCUUUUAUGAUGCCCGUCAUGAAGAACAACUACGACAUCUACAAGGACAGUCGUUCGCGCAAAACAUCAGAAUGCUCUACGACCAGCUCGAAUGGUGGCGCACCCACGUUGUCAUCCGCCAUGGGUGUGCCGGCCAAUGCCCGCGUACGCAAAGUAUCUGAAUGCAAGUCGGAGAGUUUCGCCACCUCACCUUCGCACACCUAUCGCAUGCAGAUGCAACGUUGUCAAUCAUCACGCGCCUUUCCUCGCAACGCAUCGCGUACUUCACACUCUUCGGCGGCAGGCGCACUCUCGCCAACGCGUUCCUUUAGCCAAUCCUCCAGUCCGCCCAAGACCAUAAACACAGUGGAGAGCCAAAAUGAUAUUACGAAAUUUCAUUUGCGACUUGUUGACAAACUGCGUAAGUCCUUUCGCAAGGACAGCGCCAAACGGUCAUGAGAACGCGAUAGUGUUCUACCACACAGCAACAGUAGCAGCAGCAGCAGCUAUCCAAAUGACGAUGGCAGCACAACAAAAGCAGAAAACUAUAAUCUUAAUUAUAAUAGGGAAACGCAGCAACAUCAUCAGCAGCAGCAGCUGCUUUCACUGGUCAACAGUCCGGAAAGUAGAGC
Molecule: messenger RNA, 929 nt
Organism: Ceratitis capitata (Mediterranean fruit fly)
Lineage: Eukaryota; Metazoa; Arthropoda; Insecta; Diptera; Tephritidae
Exons: 1
Coding region: 316-756 (146 amino acids)
Source: RefSeq, a predicted model, not a curated record